AUGGCUGCCUUUGCCCGCCUGCUGGAGCGUCUCCUCUGGCCAGCCCGCAAAAAACAGGAGUCAGAAGAGGAAGCGGAGGAGGGGCACAGGACUCAGCAUGGGCCUCGGUUGCUCCUGGACGCGCCGCGAUGCGUCCAGCGGCCGCACGGGGGUGCGGCCGCGUCUUGUGGCCUGCGCUUCGGGGCGAGCGCUGUGCAAGGCUGGCGCGCGUACAUGGAGGACGCGCACUGCGCUUGGCUCGAGCUGCCCGGGCUACCGCCAGGCUGGGCAUUCUUUGCGGUCCUCGACGGCCACGGCGGGACGCGAGCUGCCCUCUUCGGCGCGCGCCACCUGCCGGGCCACGUGCUCGAGGCACUGGGCCCAGCGCCCGGCGAACCCGAGGGAGUGCGCGGGGCGCUACGCCGAGCCUUUCUGAGCGCAGACGCACAGCUGCGUGCGCUCUGGCCUCGGGGCGAGCCGGGGGGCUCCACAGCCGUGGCGUUGCUCGUCUCCCCGCGAUUUCUGUACCUGGCGCACUGCGGUGACUCCCGAGCGAUGCUGAGUCGCGCCGGCGCCGUGGCCUUCAGCACCGAGGACCAUCGGCCCCUCCGGCCCCGGGAACGGGAGCGCAUCCACAACGCGGGAGGCAUCAUCCGCCGCCGGCGUCUCGAAGGCUCUCUGGCAGUAUCCCGAGCGCUGGGCGACUUUGCUUACAAAGGGGCUCCGGGAAGGCCCCCUGAGCUGCAGCUCGUUUCCGCGGAACCUGAGGUGACCGCCCUGGCUCGCCAGGGCGAGGACGAGUUCUUGCUAUUGGCCUCCGACGGUGUGUGGGACGCGAUGUCUGGCGCUGCCCUGGCGGGACUGGUGGCAUCGCGCCUCUGCGUGGGCCUGGCCCCGGAGCUUCUCUGCGCGCAGCUACUGGACACGUGUCUGUGCAAGGGUAGCCUGGACAACAUGACCUGCAUCCUGGUCUGCUUCCCCGGGGCCCCCAGGCCUUGUGAGGAGGCCAUCAGGAAGGAGCUAGCGCUGGACGCAGCCCUGGGCCGCAGGGUCGCCGAGCUGUGUUCCUCUGCUCAGGAGCCCCCCAGCCUGAACACGGUUUUCUGGACUCUGGCCUCGGAGGACAUCCCAGAUUUACCUCCUGGGGGAGGGCUGUACUGCAAGGCUGCUGUCCUUGCUGAAGCUUAUUCUCAGCUCUGCCAGGCCCCAGGACGCAACUGGCAGAAGGGCCCGAAUGGGGCUGGAAAGCCCACCGGCACCCAUUCAGACUCUUCCUUGGACUUGAAGCCCUGACAGCCGUUGCCCUUUGGGGAUCCUCUGCCCAGCCGUGGCCUGAAAGGAACUAAGGAAGAGAACCUCUUCCCCAGCUACACAGACCGGCGGAAGGAAGACAAACGGAUGGAGGAACCCCGGAAUGCUUAUUUCCCCUUCUCCUCCUUCCCUCUCACAGAAAGUCUUAUGAGGGGAAAUUCUACCCACCCUCUGAACUAAGAAAGAAAGAAAAGAAAGAGAAAGAAAGAGAAAGAAAA
Molecule: messenger RNA, 1508 nt
Organism: Mirounga angustirostris (Northern elephant seal)
Lineage: Eukaryota; Metazoa; Chordata; Mammalia; Carnivora; Phocidae
Gene: PPM1N
Product: protein phosphatase, Mg2+/Mn2+ dependent 1N (putative)
Exons: 5
Coding region: 1-1272 (423 amino acids)
Biological process (GO): positive regulation of canonical Wnt signaling pathway; positive regulation of canonical NF-kappaB signal transduction; peptidyl-threonine dephosphorylation
Cellular component (GO): cytosol; nucleus
Molecular function (GO): manganese ion binding; magnesium ion binding; protein serine/threonine phosphatase activity
Source: RefSeq, a predicted model, not a curated record